AUGUUCCGUAAAUUUGCACGUUUCAGCAGUACAAAGUCCUUCUCUGUUGAAUCUGUGGUUUUAUUCUCGACACCGAAUAACCUUGCGCAGGUUAUUCAAGACUCUAUUGCAUUGCACAGGGAGAGUGACCUUCAAGUUGUUGUUGCUGGUAUAGAUACUGUUUUGCACAGUAGAAACGGGGUGAGCGAGCUUUGGCUAGACCAUAAAGUGAAGAUCCAUAGUUCAGUAUUACUUGAAGAGGCAAACACACGCAAUUGGAGAAACAUCAGCGGGAGUAUUGGCUUGAAUUUGAGACACGAAAUGAAUAUGAAAAUGAGUGUUGCAAAUACCAUUUUUUCCACAGGGUCACUGGUCACGUUAUUCUAUCUCGAUUCAAAUGGAGGGCCCUCCGGACUGGGGCCCGCCCAUUCUGGUGAGCACUUGUCCAGCCUCGUGGUGGACCUUCCGCGAGGCGUUGUACCACUGCAUGCCAAAGCCACUGUGCUCGAUAAUUGGGUUCCACUUUUUCCGCGCAGUUUCAAGAUUACUAGUUGCAUUGGGAACUUGUUGAAAACAGUUGAAAAAGCACCUGCUGCACAAUACUUAGAGGAGAGUGAAAAGUUGAUGGCUUUGAAAAGCAAAGAGACUCAGGUAUUUGUAAGGAUAUGUAAUACUGGGGAAAGGUUCAAGGUGGUUGCAGGGGGAGGAGGCUGGGGAGCAAAAGCUGGCAUUCUUGCAUUAUCUCCUGAGGCAGCACCCAAAGUAGGUGACGAGAUUGAGUUUUAUAUGGUGCCAGAGAACAAUCAUCUGGAGCAAAAGCAGCAAGAGCAGCACCACCGACACCGACACCAUCACCACAUGAUAUUCACCAGUAGCUAUGAGGAAAAAUCCUACUCGCCAGCAUCCACAUCCGAGCAAGUUCUCGAAAACAAGAAGUACCCGAUGGCUUUCAAACAGUAUAAUGAGCAUUGCAAUAGUCACACCGAUUUGUUGGGAACAGCUCUACUUGUUGAGGAGAGCGGCACUUCCAUUGCGUGUUUAUUCACCAGCGACUUUACUCAAACACCGCACCAGAUUGUGAAGCACACCGAAAACGCAUUGAGAGAUCUUUUUAACCAAGUGGGCCAUUGUAAAGUGAACAUCCCCAAGAUCAACUCGGGAAUUUUCAAUGUACCUUGGGAACUCACCGAGGCAGUGCUUAUCAACAGCGAGCUAGAGUUUAAUGUGUAUAUCUGGUAA
This is a messenger RNA of Lodderomyces oxycetoniae, 1218 nucleotides long. RefSeq lists its product as uncharacterized. NCBI's taxonomy places the organism in Eukaryota, Fungi, Ascomycota, Pichiomycetes, Serinales, Debaryomycetaceae. The transcript has 3 exons. The coding region runs from base 1 to 1218 and encodes 405 amino acids. The record is from RefSeq and is a predicted model, not a curated record.